AUGAACCUAUCAGAAGAAAAUAACUUUUCAAAUGGCCUUCUGUACGUGGGUUUUAACCAAGAUCAAGGCUGCUUUGCUUGUGGAACAGAAAAUGGAUUUAGAGUUUUCAACAGCGACCCACUAAAAGAAAAGGAACGACAAAACUUCGCAGAAGGAGGACUCUCGUACGUCGAAAUGCUAUUUCGUUGCAAUUACAUGGCUCUAGUCGGCGGAGGCAAGACACCUGUUUAUCCUCCAAAUAGAGUGAUAAUAUGGGACGACCUUAAGAAAGAUUCAGCUAUAUCAUUAGACUUUAAUAGCCCUGUCAAAGCUGUGAAACUUAGAAGAGACCGCAUAGUAGUUGUUUUGGAAAACUUGAUAAAAGUGUAUACAUUCACUGCACAGCCACAAAUGCUGCAUGUGUUUGAAACAUGUCAGAAUACUAAAGGAUUGUGUGUUGUGUGUCCAAACAGCAAUAAUGCACUACUUGUGUAUCCAAGUCGGAAAAUUGGUCAUGUGCAGCUGGUGGAAUUAAAUACACAUGUCGGGACGAGUAAUACACCGGAAGGCCAUCUAAUAUCAGCGCAUGAAGCUCCAUUGAGUUGUUUGGCCCUCAAUGUGGGAGGUACUAGACUGGCAACCGCAUCCACCAAGGGAACACUUAUUAGGGUUUUCGAUACAAACACUGGUCAGAAGUUAGCUGAACUUAGGAGAGGUGCUCAUCAAGCUACAAUUUAUUGUAUAAACUUCAACCACACAAGCACGAACCUGUGUGUUACUUCAGAUCAUGGAACGGUGCAUGUAUUUAGUCUAGAGGAUGAUAAGUUAAACAAGCAAUCAAGUCUUGCAACUGUCAACUUUCUACCAAAGUACUUUUCAAGCAACUGGAGCUUCUGUAAAUUUACCAUACCAAAUGGCCCACCAUGCAUUUGUGCGUUUGGUGUCGAUAAAAGUUCUAUUAUUGUGAUAUGUGCCGAUGGUUCUUAUUACAAAUAUAAGUUCAAUGAUAAAGGGGAAUGUACAAGAGAUGUUUAUGCUCAAUUCCUAGAGACAUCGGAGGACAGAUAA
Messenger RNA from Danaus chrysippus (African queen), 1047 nucleotides. NCBI's taxonomy places the organism in Eukaryota, Metazoa, Arthropoda, Insecta, Lepidoptera, Nymphalidae. The record is from the annotation of a GenBank genome assembly.